AAUAAAAACCCUUUGUUUCCGUUGCAGCUCACCACCGACCUAUUUACCCAGAAAAUUUUCAAUUUUCUCAUAUAAAUGACAGUACCUAACGGUGAAUUUUCAGUUUCCCAAACGGUAACAAAUGAAUGAAUCAUUCAAAUUUCACAUCCUCCUAUUAGCGAUUCUUUUUGCAACGCGCUCUAAUGGAGAAUCAUCGACGUGCGUGACGGUCUACAAAGAAGGCGGUGCUCCCGCGGUCUUUCAAUCCCCAAAAUGCCCCCGCUGGACGCUCCCCAAUUACGGUUCCACCACCACCGCUCCUUGCCAAAUGGCAAUACUUCAAGGUCGCCGAAAGUCCCAAGAGGAUCGCACUCUCUGUGCCCUCGAUAUUCGCAUCCCUUUUCCUGGCAAAAUGGGGGUUAAGGAGGUUACAGUUGGAAUCGUGGCGGUUUUUGAUGGUCAUAAUGGUGCCGAAGCUAGUGAUAUGGCAUCAAAGCUUUUAUUGGAGUAUUUCAUUUUGCAUACUUAUUUCCUUCUGGAUGCAACAUAUUCAGUCAUAUCAUCAAAGCAAUCCACUGGAAGAUUGCCAGAUAGAAGACUACAUGAUUUUGUUUUUCAAGUGCUUAAUUUGGAUGAAAGAACCAGGUUUAAGUAUUCUUGGCCGGUGAAUUUCGAUGAUUCUCUUCACUUAGAAAUUUUAAAGGAAGCGUUGUUGAGGGCAAUCCAUGAUGUUGAUGCAACAUUUUCUAAGGAAGCAUCUAGAAGGAAUCUUAAUUCUGGUUCGACGGCCACCGUCAUACUAAUAGCAGAUGGUCAAAUUUUAGUUGCCAACAUUGGAGAUUCAAAAGCCUUUUUGUGCUCUGAAAAAUUCCAGCCUCCUGCAGAGGCAAAAGCCACUUUAAUAAGGUUAUAUAGGCAGAAAGGACGCAAUGGCCCUGUUUCACGCGUGAGAGAUCAUGACAACUUCAAAGUGGCUUCAUCCAAUGGAUUCGCGCAUUUUUAUGUUAAGGAAUUGACCAAAGAUCAUCAUCCAGAUAGAGAUGAUGAAAGGAUUCGGGUGGAAACUGCUGGUGGUUAUGUUCUUGAAUUGGGUGGUGUGUCCCGAGUAAAUGGUCAACUAGCUAUUUCUCGAGCAAUUGGUGAUGUGUCCUUUAAAAGUUACGGUGUUAUAUCUGCACCAGAGGUGACAGAUUGGCAACCUCUGACCACAAAUGAUAGCUAUCUGGUGGCUGCAUCUGAUGGAGUUUUUGAGAAGUUGAGUCUGCAGGAUGUUUGUGAUUUGUUGUGGGAAGUAAAUAGUCAUGGUACCCUGGAAUCAGAACUUUCUACUUCAUGCUUGUACUCAUCAGCUGAUUGCAUAGUGAAGAAUGCCUUUGGAAAGGGCAGUCUGGAUAAUAUGGCAGCUGUUGUGGUUCCUUUGGGAUCUACUGUUUUUUCUGAAGAUUUUCUCAAGGAAGGUUGUGUGGAAGAGGGGGACAGAGAUUUGACAGCAAGUGGACUACAAAAGUUCAGAUAUGAAAACUCAGCUGAUGAUGUCGCUUCUGGCCUAGUGGAUUUGAAGCAUGCUCAUCCAUUAAUGUUCAAGUUUGAGAGGUUAUUGGUUGAAAGAAAACAUGGCAAAUUUGGCUGUUUUCAUUUAUUUGAGAACCUUGAUGAACACAUGGGUUACACCUUGCAAGCUCAAACGGAUGACCUAGAAGACCAUGUGUAUUAUGUACCUCAGGCUCUACCUGAGGCCCUUGAUCAACAGUGUGGUGGACCUCUAUGUUUGUAUAAUGACCAGAAUUUUUGCUUGCACCUUGGUAUGAAUGUUGAUGGAACUAAAGAUCAAUGCAUAAAUCCUGAAGGCUUUGCUAAUUUCCUUAGUCUGCUUGAAUCAAUUCCUCUUCAUGAUACGGGGCCAAAUUAUGGAUCAUUUGAGUAUGCAAUGCCAGACUUGAGGUACACACUAAAGAAGAGGUUUGGUCGUGGAUCAUAUGGUGAAGUAUGGUUGGCUUUUCAUUGGAAUUGCUAUGAAGGAAGCAAUGCUUCAAACCUUAAUGGAAAAAACAAUAAUACCUCAUCUAAUUCUUUUCAUUUUGAUUCAAAUCAUAUUUCAUCAAAUAAUUGUCAUGCUGAUCCUGCUGACGAGAACUUCUUCAUUUUGAAACGUAUAAUGGUGGAGAGAGGGACUGCUGUUUACUUGAGUGGUCUACGGGAGAAGUAUUUUGGUGAAGUUUUUUCAAAUGCCUCUAAAAGCCUUGGAGGGUUGCUCUCAAAUUCUGUUGUGGAAGAAUCACAUGUGGGCUUCACUGACCUAAUAGAAGCAAAUGAACCAAUGAUUCAUGAAAACACUUGGAGUUUUGAAAAUGAAUUUCUGAAUGAUAGACUGCAAAGAGCUAUCCUUGAAGAAGGUCUAAACCAUAUUGCAAGAUAUGUAGAGUCAUUUGAAUCUCGAUCUAAUGAAAUAUGGCUUGUAUUUCGUCAUGAAGGCAUCUCUUUGUCAAAGCUUAUGUAUACUGUUGAAGAUGUAGAUGAUAAUGCAGAUGGGGUUGAACAAGUUAAACGUGUUCAGAUUUUGCGUCCCUCAAAAUGGUGGCAUUGGUUGAAGACUACAGAAGCAGGACAAGAGGAAAUGCGCAAUCUUAUAUGGCAGUUGUUGUUGGCGAUCAAGUCCUGUCAUGACCGCAAUAUCACCCACAGGGAUAUAAAACCUGAGAACAUGGUCAUAUGCUUUGAAGAUCAGGAGACAGGGAGAUGCCUAAAAGGAAGUCCAAGUGGAGAUAAGAAUUUCAUCACCAAAAUGCGCAUUAUUGACUUUGGUAGUGCAAUAGAUGAGUUCACACUGAAGCACUUAUAUGGUUCCACUGGACCGUCUAGGGCUGAACAAACUUAUGAAUACACUCCACCUGAAGCCUUGCUUAAUGCAAGUUGGUAUCAUGGGCCAAAAGGCACAACUGUGAAGUAUGAUAUGUGGAGUGUUGGCGUUGUGAUGUUAGAGUUGAUCUUAGGAUCACCAAAUGUAUUUCAAAUAAGUUCCUUAACACGUGCUCUUUUAGAUCAGCAUGUUCAGGGUUGGAAUGAAGACUUAAAAGAGCUGGCAUAUAAGCUUAGAUCAUUUAUGGAAUUGUGUAUCUUAAUCUCUGGGAGUUCUUCAAAACAUCAUCACUCAAUGGACCAAGUUGGAGUUUCACCAGCCUCAUGGAAAUGCUCUGAAGAAUUUUUUUCACAUCAGAUAAAGAAUAGAGAUCCUCUUAAACUAGGAUUUCCAAAUAUUUGGGCUCUGCGGCUAGUACGCCAUUUAUUACUCUGGGACCCAGAGGAUCGAUUGAGUGUCGAUGAUGCUUUAAGGCAUCCUUAUUUCCAACCUCCUCCCAGAGGAUGAUUUUUUGGGAGUUCAGGGGUUCUUCUGGUGCUUAAUUUUCCCAACAAGAUCCAGGUUCCAUCCUCUCAUUACAUGGAAAAGGAAUUGAGAAAGUCAGAAUUGGGAAGCCUCGCAAAAAGCUUUCGGAAAAUUAACUGAUCGAAAUACUCCAUACAUAAAGAAGUGUAGAAAUAUCUCGAGUUUUUGCUGGCUUGCUUGGGGUCUUCUGGAGGAUACUGUAAGUUCAAGCCCCAAAUAGAAGCACUUGAUCAAAAACUAUCCAGGAGGGAAAUUGAAGCCGAAGCCUCAACGUCUAAUGUAUUUCCAGAAGAUCGGCAAAUCCAUGUGGAGGGAAACAGUUGUAAAUAUAUAUAUAUAUAUUCUUGCUAUUACAAUUCACAGUGCCCAAUUUUCUAAAUUUGCCUCUACACAUCCCAACGGCCGAACCCCUAAGCUAUGGACAAAGUUUCAAAUCGGUUUGGAAGAAUCUCCUUCAAGACAAUUCUUAAAGGAGAAGAUUACUGUAUACAAUUUUUCCUUCCCUUUGAACACUAGUCACUUUUAACUAUAAAAAUAUCACAUCAUUUAUAAAAUGAAGAAGAUUACUGUAUACAA
Messenger RNA from Quercus lobata, 3937 nucleotides. Its product is annotated as probable inactive protein kinase At3g63330. Gene Ontology annotation, molecular function: protein serine/threonine phosphatase activity; protein serine/threonine kinase activity; ATP binding. The transcript is spliced from 21 exons. NCBI's taxonomy places the organism in Eukaryota, Viridiplantae, Streptophyta, Magnoliopsida, Fagales, Fagaceae. The coding region runs from base 122 to 3343 and encodes 1073 amino acids. The record is from RefSeq and is a predicted model, not a curated record. Gene Ontology annotation, cellular component: nucleus. Gene Ontology annotation, biological process: protein phosphorylation; protein dephosphorylation; mitotic DNA damage checkpoint signaling.